AAAAAAUACAAUUUGUGAAUUUCAUUCAAUAUUGACCAACUCUCUUCCUAUUUUAGUGUUGUCGGGCUUUGUGUUAUGGACUCUAAACCUCGUAAAUCUGGUUCCUUAACAUCAUCAUCUUCAUUAUCAUCCUCUUCAUCGUCUUCUAGUUCAUCCAGUGGUGUGGGAUGCUCGGUUUCUUCUGAUUUUGACAGUUCAAUUCUUGAAGAUAUCCUCACUGAAAAAAAAUUGUCUUUGAUGAGAUCGCCUCUUGUUUUAAAUUACCUCCAAAAGUGUAUGAAAUCGGAUUCACCGAAACAUUGAAGUCGUAAUUUGUGUAUAUUUAUCAUUACCUGUGGUAUUCAAAAAUUUUUGGUUUUUUGGCAAAAAUAAUCCGACAAAAUGUCAUUAGCUGAUGAGUUGUUGGCUGACCUUGAAGAUGAUGGUGGAUAUGAUGAUACCAAUUUGUCUGGUGAUUUACAUUCGGGUGAAGCAUCUUAUUCUGGAUUCAAUCAUGUUAGUGCAGGGGAAGAAAGCAUGGAUAUUGAUAUGACCAGUUCAAUCAGGAAGUUAGCUACUAUUCGAGAUUCAGAUGAAUUGAAAAGAAUCAUGUUAGAAAUAGAGAAGAGAACUGACCAGCAAGGAAGCUUCAUUGAUAAAGACAGCUUAGAUGGACCCGUUGAAGCUCAUCCUGAAUAUAAAUUGAUUGUUGAAGCCAAUAACCUAACUGUCGCAAUUGAUGACGAUAUAAAUAUAAUCCAUAAAUUUGUCAAAGAUAAAUAUAGUAAAAGAUUUCCAGAGCUUGAUUCACUUAUACCAAAUGCAUUGGAAUAUUUAAUGACUGUCAAGGAGUUAGGCAAUGAUCUGGAUAAGGCCAAAAACAAUGAAAUAUUACAAAAGUUUCUGACUCAAGCUACAAUCAUGGUUGUCAGCGUUAGUGCAUCAACAACACAAGGAAUCAAACUUUCUACGGAAGAGCUGAAUGCUGUUAACGAAGCUUGCGAUAUGGCAGUCGAGUUGAAUACAUUUAAGUUAAAAAUAUUUGAAUUUGUCGAGUCAAGAAUGUCUUUUAUAGCCCCGAAUGUUUCAGCUAUUGUUGGUGCAAAUAUCGCUGCAAAAUUAAUGGGAUUAGCCGGAGGUCUAACCAAUUUAUCUAAAAUGCCAUCUUGCAAUGUCGAGGUUCUUGGAUCGAGGAAGAAAACCUUGUCUGGAUUUUCAUCAACUCAAGUCUUACCCCACACCGGUUUUGUAUUUCAAACUGAUAUAGUGCAAGACACACCGCCUGAUUUAAGACGUAAAGCAGCACAUCUUGUAGCUAAUAAGUGUACAAUAGCAGCUCGAGUUGAUGCAUGCCAUUCUUCACCAGAUGGUAGUCAAGGUAGAAGUUUUAGAGCCAAAAUUGAACGAGCUCUUGAUAAGUUACAAGAGCCUCCACCUGUUAAACAAGUUAAACCAUUGCCACCACCGAUUGAUCAACCGAGAAAGAAGCGAGGAGGUAAAAGAGUGCGAAGAAUGAAAGAAAGAAUGGCGAUGACUGAAUUUAGAAAGCAAGCCAAUAGGAUGAACUUUGGUGAAAUUGAGGAUGACGCUUAUCAAGAAGAUUUAGGUUUUACCACUGGACAGAUAGGAAAAUCAGCAAUGGGUAGAAUCAGAGCCCCUCAAAUUGAUGAGAAAACCAAAGUUCGUAUUUCUAAAACACUUCAUAAAAACUUGCAAAAACAACAAGUUUAUGGUGGAACAACGACCGUUAAAAGACAAAUUUCUGGUACAGCAUCUUCUGUCGCAUUCACACCUCUUCAAGGUCUAGAGAUUGUUAAUCCACAAGCAGCUGAAUCUAAAACAAAUGAUACUUCAGGAAAAUAUUUCUCAACAACUGGUGGCUUCUUUAGUGUUAUCAAGAAAACUGCUUAAUCUAAAUUGAGUGAUCAAGUUUUAAUUUUUCAAAACUUUAUUACAAAACGAUAUUCUUGUAUUGUCAUAAUAAAACUAUUAAAACUUUAUGUUUAAGACUGUGAA
Messenger RNA from Tetranychus urticae (two-spotted spider mite), 1995 nucleotides. RefSeq names its product pre-mRNA processing factor 31. NCBI's taxonomy places the organism in Eukaryota, Metazoa, Arthropoda, Arachnida, Trombidiformes, Tetranychidae. The record is from RefSeq and is a predicted model, not a curated record. Gene Ontology annotation, biological process: mRNA splicing, via spliceosome; spliceosomal tri-snRNP complex assembly. Gene Ontology annotation, cellular component: U4 snRNP; U4/U6 x U5 tri-snRNP complex; precatalytic spliceosome.